Molecule: messenger RNA, 469 nt
Organism: Dicrocoelium dendriticum
Lineage: Eukaryota; Metazoa; Platyhelminthes; Trematoda; Plagiorchiida; Dicrocoeliidae
Source: the annotation of a GenBank genome assembly
AGUAGAUCAAUGCUUCCAGGUUGACGAAAAUGGAACGGGGGGCAAAAUUGAACGGUUUGGUCAUGAAAAGAACAUAUUUUGCGGAUAUUCGAUAUCCGUUCCGGAGGAUAAGCUCGUUAAUAUAUAUUUCACUGAAAUGAAAAUGCGACCCUACUUCAAAAGCCUGUAUGAUUAUUUGGUCUUCAUUGAUGGCCUCGAUUGCAUGGGUCCCCGAUUUGCUUCGGUGACAACUGGGACUCGACGCAUAUUCUUCUCUCCUCACAACCGAAUGACGCUGUUGUUCGUUGCAGGCAACCCAGAUUCACUUGCUGAAUUUACAUUCUAUUAUUCAGAAGCGGAGAAAGAAGAUCAUGAAGAAUAUAAAAGAACAACUACUGAAACAGAUGAUCCUAACUAUCUGGAACUACUAAGUGAGUUGUUAGACUACGGAAACCUUUUAUGCGUUGUCAUUUUUAGCUAUAUGCUUUAG